Molecule: messenger RNA, 1604 nt
Organism: Lepisosteus oculatus (spotted gar)
Lineage: Eukaryota; Metazoa; Chordata; Actinopteri; Semionotiformes; Lepisosteidae
Gene: c19h8orf33
Product: chromosome 19 C8orf33 homolog
Source: RefSeq, a predicted model, not a curated record
GUACUGCUGUUUCAGACACGUGAUUGAGUCAUUUGUAUUGUGCUGUUGGACUGCAGUAGUGGUGUACCCUUACUAGUGACAGAAAUGAUAUUAAACAAAGCAGUUUGUUGUUGAGUACUAUUCCGAAAAGUGAAUACAGAAGGAAAGCAAGGAAUGCGAUUCCGGAUUGUGUAGGAUUCCGUGAUGGAAGAGGCUCCCUGGGGCACCUUCCAGGAUGAACUUGACUGGUGUAUCCAGAAGCUGGAGACGGGCUUACUGACAGGCCCCAGCCCUGAGAAAGCGCAGGACAAGAGGAGAGUGCUCAGUGUGCUGCAGUCACGGGGCUCCUCCUUUGUGCAGAAGAGGCGGGUGAUGCAGAGCGUGUUUGGGGAUUAUCGCCAGAGAAUGACUGAGGAGUACAAGACACAGGAUGGCUCAGGAGUUGUGCCCCAGGGGGUCGCUGUGCCGGUAGUGGGGGCUCUAUACCACGGAAGCAGAGAGGGCAGCAACUUCACUCCCAGUGACACCUCCUUCACCUUCAACUUCUUCCCAGAGGGUGUGCCAGCAGAGGUGGCAGCCGAAACGCCCCCCCAGGCCCCUGGCGCGGACGUGGCAUCGCUGGACCCCCACCUCCUGCAAGGGCAGAGCUCUGGGUUUGCCUUCAAUUUCCCGGUCCCUGCCAGCGAGCCGGCGGAGACGGAACAGAGCACAGCGGAGCAGGGGCCGGACCCUGGAGAGGGGAACUCAGGGAAUGCGCAGCAGAAAGACCAGGACCCUGAAGCCCCACCUUCCCAAUCCAAGAAAAAGAAGAAGGCCAGCAGGAAGAAACCGCAUGCAGAGAAGAGCAAGAGCCAGCAGAAACAGCCACCUGCAUCGCAGGAGGCAGAACCCAGAAACACAGGGGAGCUGGCGGCUCUGUCCCCAGAGCAGCAGCUGGCCAGGGAGCUGGACUGGUGUGUGGAGCAGCUGGAGCUCGGCUUGAGGACGCAGAAGUCCACUCCCAAACAAGUGGAGGAAGCCAACCGUGCACUGAAGACCCUGCGCAGCGACAAGGCCCCGCUGGUCAAGAAGAGACAGGUGAUGAGGGCCAUGCUGGGGGACUACAGAAAGAAGAUGGAGGAUGAGAAGGCCAAGCAGGUGAAGCUCAUGCAAACAGCUCUGAAGUCGGCCCGUGUCACUGCGGUCUCCGCGCCCCCUAAGAAAGCAGUGUUUCAGCGGAGAGCAGAGCCCCAGACACAGGCGGGACCCCAGGAGCCAGGCCCACAGAGCAAGGAAGACCAGAGGUUUGUCUUCACACCAGCCCAGGAGGAGUUUCACUUCAACUUCUUCUAAACUGACAGGAGUUCUGUCAGACAGUUUUGUGUAAAAAGAAAAUAUGGUAAGGAAGAGUGAAGUGCAAGAGUUUUCUCUCUUACUAGAGAAGAUGUUAAUGACUCAAAUUGGGGGGCAUUGGGUAAUCGGUGCUAGAAGUUCUAGGUAAAAGUGAAUUUUAUCAUUUCAGACUUCUUGAGAUGAAACUUUUGUAAUAACAUGACAAGGAAAGUCACCUUGUAAGGCUCUUCUAAGUAAAUAGUCUUUUUGUAUGCAUCUGUAUGGUUUAGUAAAAUAAAAAAAAAACGAUUUUA